Archocentrus centrarchus (flier cichlid) is the source of this 3144-nucleotide messenger RNA. Its product is annotated as tyrosine-protein kinase yes. The transcript is spliced from 12 exons. NCBI's taxonomy places the organism in Eukaryota, Metazoa, Chordata, Actinopteri, Cichliformes, Cichlidae. The record is from RefSeq and is a predicted model, not a curated record. Gene Ontology annotation, molecular function: protein binding; ATP binding; protein tyrosine kinase activity. Bases 474 to 2129 code for a protein of 551 amino acids. Gene Ontology annotation, biological process: protein phosphorylation.
GUAACUCCAGCUGUGCGGCUCCAGUCCCGCAGGCUGGGUCGGCCAUGUUGUUGUGUGGGGGUUGAUGGAAGUUUAGUAGUAGGAAGUAGAAGCUACAGAGCGCUGGGAUACUUCAGGGUCUCACUUUUUUCCUUUUUUUUUUUUUUUUUUCCCUUUUUUUUUUUUUUUCCUCCUAAAUCACUGACAUGUCGUUGCAGGACUCAUCUUCUCUGACCCGUCCGCUCUGAUAACAAUGACCGUCUCUUCCAUCGCCCCCGCCAUCCUCCAAGACUGCAACACUUAAGCUGCUUUGAUUUAACUUCACUAAAAAUCUGACCACAGUUAGCUCUGCUGGAUGCGUAAAAUGAGGAUGAAGGCGACUCGGUUCCGUUUGAAAUAACUCGGAUAUUUUCUUUUGCUGAUCUGAUUCGAGGGGAAAGGAGGGGGAAGGAAAAUACACCCAAAGAGGACUCGGAUUUGAGAAGGGUGAGACGAUGGGCUGCAUUAAGAGCAAAGAGGACAAAGGCCCGACAAUGAAGUAUCAGCCAGAGAAUUCCCAGGCAUCUGACACCAAUGCCGCCGCCACGCCUCACGUUGGUCACUACGGACCAGAACCCACCCAGCUGCAGCAGAGUCAAAUUCCCUCAUCUUCCUCUGGCUCCGGGGCUGUAAAUUUCAACCACACCCUCACGCCGUUUGGUGGCUCCUCAUCUGCCAUUACUCCCUUUGGAGGAACGUCGUCUUCCUUCUCCGGGCCUGUGUCCAACUCCUUCUCUGGUUCUGUCCCCAGUGGUGUUACAUUCUUUGUGGCCUUGUACGACUAUGAAGCCAGAACAUCAGAUGAUCUUACAUUCAAAAAAGGAGAUCGCUUCCAGAUCAUCAACAAUACAGAAGGAGACUGGUGGGAGGCUCGCUCCAUCAACACAGGGAAGAAAGGCUACAUCCCAAGUAAUUAUGUGGCUCCUGCUGACUCCAUUCAGGCUGAAGAGUGGUAUUUUGGUAAAAUGGGACGCAAAGAUGCUGAGAGGCUGCUGCUGAACCCAGGGAAUCAUCGAGGGACUUUCCUGGUGCGCGAAAGUGAAACUACUAAAGGUGCUUAUUCUCUCUCCAUACGGGACUGGGAUGAAUCCAAAGGAGAUAAUGUGAAACACUACAAGAUCCGCAAGCUUGAUAAUGGGGGAUACUACAUCACUACCAGAGCCCAGUUUGACACAUUGCAGAAGCUCGUGAAACAUUAUACAGAGCAUGCCGACGGGCUUUGCCACAGGCUGACCACAGUUUGCCCCACAGUCAAGCCUCAGACCCAGGGACUUGCUAAAGAUGCCUGGGAGAUUCCCCGGGAGUCCCUGCAGCUGGAGCUCAAACUGGGCCAGGGCUGCUUUGGAGAGGUCUGGAUGGGCACGUGGAAUGGUACAACUAAGGUGGCCAUAAAGACGCUGAAGCCGGGAACCAUGUCACCUGAGGCCUUCCUGCAAGAGGCUCAGAUUAUGAAGAAGCUCAGGCAUGACAAACUGGUGCCUCUUUAUGCAGUGGUGUCUGAGGAACCCAUCUAUAUUGUCACAGAGUACAUGUCCAAAGGAAGCCUGCUUGACUUCCUCAAAGAAGGAGAUGGCAAACAUUUGAAUCUUGUCAUGCUGGUGGACAUGGCUGCAAAGAUCGCUGAUGGCAUGGCUUUCAUCGAGAGGAUGAACUACAUUCACAGGGACCUGCGUGCUGCCAACAUCCUCGUGGGCGAGAACCUGGUAUGUAAGAUUGCCGACUUUGGUUUGGCCAGGUUGAUAGAGGACAACGAGUACACAGCGAGGCAAGGAGCCAAGUUCCCUAUUAAAUGGACAGCCCCAGAAGCUGCGCUGUACGGUCGUUUCACCAUCAAGUCAGACGUCUGGUCCUUUGGCAUCCUGCUCACUGAGCUCGUCACCAAAGGCAGAGUGCCCUACCCAGGUAUGGUGAACAGGGAGGUGCUGGAGCAGGUGGAGAGAGGCUACCGCAUGCCCUGCCCACAGGGUUGCCCCGAGUCCCUUCAUGAGAUGAUGAAGCUCUGCUGGAAAAAGGAGCCAGAUGAGAGGCCCACCUUCGAGUACCUGCAGUCCUUCCUGGAGGACUAUUUCACUGCCACAGAGCCACAGUACCAGCCUGGAGAAAACCUUUAGCCAGACCAGGCUCUGCUGUGUCUCCCUACGCCUGGCCCGGAGGAGGCUUGUUUAAAGAUGAACAAGUCCAGAAAAUGUUGACAAAACUGCCAGUCACACAAACCACUAUUUGCUCCCCAUUUUCCCUCAUUUUUUUGGUUCUGCUUCCAGUGUCCACCAAGAUUUAGCCUGCAUUUUAUCAUUUUUGUGUUAACUCAUGGUACUACGCAAGUCUUAGAUGUGUGAAUUUUUGAAUAUGGCUGUGGUUUCAGAUAAAUACACUACAUGUGGGAUUCUUACUCCUGUGAAAUAAGCUGUGACGCCUCACACAAGAAAACCCUAUUGAGAAAAACAGGCAGUCACGCUCCAUUCGCCGCCAAAUUUGUGCUGUAACAAUAGAUUAUGCACCAAAACGAUUAAUUAUUGAUAAGAAUUAAUAUAUUUUCCUAAUAUUGAGAAUUUCUCAGGGGGUUGAUGGUCCAAAUCCCACACAGCUUAGCUUUAUUAUUCACGUCAUCAGUUACAGUAAACAUGAUCAAGAUUGUGACAAAGUCUGCUUUGUUCUUUUUUUAAUCAGUCUUUUUUUUUAAAUAUGUUCCUAGAAUUUAUAAUCUCAUGGACAUUGUUUUAAAGCGUCAUUUGAAGACUUUCCCUCGCUGUCCAUCAUCCUCCAGAAGAGACUUUGUGAUUACAAUGCCAUAGUUCUUUGUGUCCCUCACUGCCCUGGUUACCAUAAUCCCACUGUAAUCACUGCAGAGACAUGCUUACAUGAAAGAGGUUUGUAUAAUGUGUCACAGGAAUGGGAUGACACUUGUGGACCCUCAGACUGUUCGUGGUGACUCUGCAAAAACUGUAUGGCAGUGAUAUAUGUAUGAUUAAUCGUCUUUUUGCUCUUCUGUGGACUCAUCAGGACAGUAUUAUAUUGGUAUUAAUGCCAGUUGUUGGCCGAGCUUGUAAUGAAGGGCUUUAUAAACUCCUCAUUUUGUAUGAUUAUUGAUAAAAUUGACAAGACUGCAACAUUUACUGGGGGAGGGAG